Cynara cardunculus var. scolymus (artichoke) is the source of this 755-nucleotide messenger RNA. RefSeq lists its product as uncharacterized. The record is from RefSeq and is a predicted model, not a curated record. The transcript is spliced from 2 exons. Lineage: Eukaryota; Viridiplantae; Streptophyta; Magnoliopsida; Asterales; Asteraceae. Bases 96 to 686 code for a protein of 196 amino acids.
AUUGCUUUCCCUUGCACUCAAACACCUGCUUCUGCCCACAAAAUCCUAAGCCAAACCCUACUUCAUCAACAAAUCAAAGCUUUCAAGCUUCAUCAAUGGCAGAAUCUGACGGUUAUCCAAAAGAGUACUACGAUCAACAAAUCGGAACGAGGAUCCCAUCGUCAUCCUCUCGAUCAACAUCAACAACAAGCAUUCACGUAACAGCACUCGAUGGACUCGUAAACGUCAAUUCUCUCUUCACAAUCGCCGUCUUCGUCGGACUUUCUCUCACCACCCCGGGCCAACGGAGCCUCGAGAACCGAUCCGCCUGCGAUGCGGACAUCUCCGUCGCGAAAAAGCUUCUGGUAUUCGAGGUUGUAUCGUUUAGUUUCUUCCUCUUCUCGUCUCUGGUUGCACAAGGUCUUAAACUCGCCAUAAAUCUGCUGAACAGCAAGGAUGUGGAUGAAGCUUUUAGGGCACAUAUUAAUCUGAAAGCGUUGCGAUUCGGGAUGCUUGGAUCGGCUGUUGGAUCGGUGAUGGGAUGUUUGUUCUUGAUGUUAUCAAUGGUGAAUGUGAUCGAGAUUCGAUUGGGGAUGUUGACUUGUGGGAGUAGAUCGACGGUGAAUGCAGUUGCUUCCAUGAUUGUACUGGUGACUUCUGCUCUUUUGGUGUAUAUUUCAACUGCUGUUUAUGCUUUCUUACAUUGAAUUUUCUUCAAUGAAUCUAUGUGGAUGGACUCCAUUAGAAUGAAUUUGACGAUGGUUGCACUUUGUUGA